AUGUACGACGCACUUAAUACACCUGGUUGUCCGACAGAAGAACGUGGGAUUUUAGACCCUAAAAUCGAUGAAGAUAAGCUUCAGAUGCUUUAUGGACAGCUAGCAAGCAUUUUACUUCAGCUCUCCGAACCUUCCUUGCCUCGCAUCGGAUCUCUCAGCCAGAUUGACGAAUUCACUUGGGAUGUCACUCAUCGGCCGUUGUCUAUGAACAUGAAUGACCUUGUACGACGUGGAGGAUUACCCCGAUCAGCACUUUCGGAAGCGAAAGCUACGUUCACUACAGCCUCUUCGUAUCUCGAGGCUCUCGCAGACCUUAACAUUGAUCAUCUAAUGCACCAGCGAAACGAUGCUAUUCAGUCGGCGGAUGAUUGCCGACGGAAAUUUGUAGCGCGGAAGCUAUUUCGUAAGCUUGCAAAGAGCAAGCAACUUAUGAACCCAUCGCUCAAUAGAGGGCCUUUCAAAAUCUGGUGCGAUGAUCUACGGCCGGCCAAUGUGCUCUUGAACGGAAGUUUACAGGUUGUUGGCGUGGUCGAUUGGGAGUUUACGUACGCGGCGCCUGCUGAGUUUUCUCAUGCGCCACCAUGGUGGCUUUUGAUUGAAAAACCCGAAUUAUGGCCUCGAGGCAUUGAAGAUUGGUCAGAAAUAUUCGAACAUCGCCUCAAGACAUUUCUCAAAGCGAUGAAAGCCUGUGAGGAUGUGAAAAUCCAACAGGGUCGCUUGCAAGAAGAUCAGCGGCUGUCAAUACCGAUGCAACGAAGUUGGGAGAGUGGGGAUUUCUGGAUCGUAUAUGCGGCCCUGAAUAGCUUUGCUUUUGAUAUGAUUUACUGGCAAAAAAUUGACCCACGCUUUUUCGGAUCCAGUCAGACAACCGACAAAGCGUGGGAGGAGAGAUUGGAUUUAUUAGAUGAAAAGGAAAAGUGUGAGAUGGAAGAACUGGUGGCUCGAAAGCUGCAUGAGAUGGAUAGCAGGGUUCUAGAGUGGGAUCCGGAUGAUUACACGAUAGAAUUUCGUCAAAAGCUGAGGGAGACAAAAGAGAGGGCAACCUGA
Molecule: messenger RNA, 1047 nt
Organism: Talaromyces rugulosus
Lineage: Eukaryota; Fungi; Ascomycota; Eurotiomycetes; Eurotiales; Trichocomaceae
Exons: 1
Coding region: 1-1047 (348 amino acids)
Source: RefSeq, a predicted model, not a curated record